Molecule: messenger RNA, 5417 nt
Organism: Corapipo altera (White-ruffed manakin)
Lineage: Eukaryota; Metazoa; Chordata; Aves; Passeriformes; Pipridae
Gene: TMEM272
Product: transmembrane protein 272
Exons: 5
Coding region: 295-858 (187 amino acids)
Source: RefSeq, a predicted model, not a curated record
ACUAAUGAGGAUGGGCUCUGCCAGCAAUCACUCCUGCAUCCCACAGCUCCCACGGUGCUGCUGUGGAGAGCUGUGAGAGCGACAGCCAGGAGGAAUAAAAGCCAUUAAGUCCCCCCGUGCCUCCACAGGCAGGGACCCAGGGAGGUGAGCACAGCUUUGGGGUCCCACUGGAGAGGACUCCCCCAGCAGGCUUUCACUGAAGGAUUUUGCUGUUCCUCUGCCUGGUCUCCUCAUGCACAGGUGAACGGAUUUGGCACCCACGGCACUCUCAGACACCCCGAAAGGUUCAUCACGAUGACUGCUGGCCUGGAGAAAGCCUGCCACCGGUGCAUAUCCAAAAUUGCCAGCAAUGCAUUCUUUAUAUUUGGGCUCCUCGCUUUCCUUGCCUUACCUCUGUCCAUGACUUUUGUAGGAAUGAAGUUUUUGGAAGAUUGCCCAGUUCAGCCACUAAUUCCAUUAUAUCUGUUGGUGGGUGGCGUGAUUGGCAGCUUAAAGGUGACUCUCCUGCUGUAUGACUCAACCAGGAUGAGGCAGCUGCUUUCCAAGUCUGUUGUGAUUGAUGAUGAUGAUGACGACGAAUAUCCCUGGAGGCAGAAUGCUCACAAGUACUACAUCCAUCUAACCCUCAGCCUUUUCCUCUUUCUCUGGUUCAUUCUUGGGAACUUCUGGGUUUUUUCUGUGUACCUGCCAAAUUUCAUCCCGCCUUUUCAUCAGCCUCAGGAUUACUGUGACAAAACCCUGUACAUUUUUGCUGUUGGUGUUCUCAUUAUUAGCCAUACUGUUCUGUUUCUCCUUAUCUUUUGUAGCUGCUGCAUAUAUUGUUUUUCCAGGCAAAGAUUCUCUUCUGAGGAAGACUAAAUGUCACAUAAAUAAAGCCCUAGAUGUUUGGGCAAGAGUGUACAACAAAGAAUAGGCAAUAAUACACCCUUAUGUACAUCUUUGUUGUACUAUAUGUAUGUGUGAUAGCAGUCAACUGCAAGAGGAAAAUGUAAAAUAUAGUGCCAUCUGGAAAUAGCUAUGCUGGAACACAGCAUAGUCUAUAUAAAAUUGCUGCUACAAAUGCCAGGGUGCACUCUUGCUAACUUUUGCAUCCCUUUUUUAACUCUUGGAUGUUCUAUCUGGAGCAAGCUCCUGCAGAUGGCAAACUCCUCUAAAACCAGGUCUCCUUAUGUUGUAUAUACGGCACAGUACAGCAUAGUACAUUUUUGCCUGUAAAAGUAGCCAUAUUGUCCUCUUCAUUGGAAUCUGAGCAUCUCCAUAACCUUGCUGAGAUUUGUUCUGUCCCUGCAUUACAUACAGAUGAGGGAGUGAGACAAGGAGACAAAGGGCUGUAUUCAGGCCACUUUGCAUGGUUCAUGGACUUUGACAGUAAGUUAGCUGCUUGCUAGAGAGCAAUUCAGGCCACAGUCAGACCAGCCAGGAAGUAGCCAUGAUAGCAGUACAAACAUGUAUAAAAGGCAGCCUGAAUACGGCCCUCAGGUCUCUUCUAAACUUGGCCUAGAAAGCAUCUAUAUCUAACUUGUGGCAAAAACAGGCAGUAUGAAUAUAUCCAUAUACAUCCAAUACAUCCAAACUGAGGCCAAGGCUGCUUUGCAAGUCUUUGGUAGAAUAUGGUACUGAGCUACUGAAUAUCAGAUUGGUGCUUCAACCAGGGCUCAGCAUUUCCCAAUAUGGGGAGACUCUUCCUCCUACUUUUUCUAUAGCAGUAAUUUGUCAGUACCACACUAACACAAAGAUGACUGUCACACCCUUGUGAUCAAGUCCAUAGAAAAACUCAUGAUGGUAUGUUGGUAUUUUAAAUAUUAAAAAAACCAGUAAGACAUUGGCAGAGAUGUGUUCACUACAGCAUUUCUCUGGUUGUGGCAGGAGCAUACAUUUGAUUUGUUCACCUUGGUGCUGUACAUGUGGAAAUCUAUACUUCAGUGGACAGAUAUAAUGCAAGCAGCUUUUGAGUCAACAACAGUGUCAGCUUUAAAAGUACCAGCAUGCACAGACACAACUGCUUUGUGUCUGUGUAUGCAAUGGAACAAGCCCAGAACUGGUUCUGCUAGACUGUUUUUUCAUGUGUUGAUGAAUGCAGUGUAAAAGUGCUCUUUCUGCUUUCGCUUUUAUGCAUUUCUGUUAAUAUGGUCAAAAUGGAAUGGCUCCCCUCUAGAUGAGCACAAGGGUGGCCCCAGGCACAGGAAGUGGAUGUGUGUUUUAUGUAUUUUUUCUGUUAAAACAUAGCUGAAGCCUAUGUUUUAGAGAAACCUGAGAGGGUUAUACAACGCCUGUGGAAGGGUGAGAUCUGUAAAAGAGCUCAGCAAUAUGCCACAGAUGAAUAGGGUCUGUUCAACCAUCCUUCCUGGGAUUGAGACUGAACACAGUGGGAACCACCUGUCUUCAACCAUGACUAUUUAUCUCACGGGUUGUUGUAUAGGUAACUAGAGCUGCAUUUGGUCCCUAAGGAUUUUAAUUCAGGCCCUGGCUUUAAGAAAUGUUUAUUUCCAGAAAACUAAUCUUAGAAAUAAGGUAGAAUAAAGGGUGAAACAAUCUGUCACGAGGGCAGCAUCAGUGUAGCAUUCCCCUGCUCUGCUUCCCCCUCAGGAGAGGUCACAGUCAGGCUGCCCCUGUUCUGAAACCAACGGAAUAGGAAUUACUAACUCUGCUGGCUGACUUAGGCCAUGCACAGUUGUAUGUAGGGAGAUAUGACCAAUGGAAAACUUUCCUUUUAUUUGUGAGCCUCAGAUUGGACCUGGGAGAAAUCACUGGCUCUGUUUCCCAAAGAGCUGCUCUACUACAUGCUCUCCACUGGCUCUCUAGUGGUACCUUACCUUUCUAAAACAUAACUGCUGCCAAUGGUGAAAUGCUAGAACUCUUUUCCACCCCAAAAACUUCACUGGCUCAGCACUGAGCUCCUGGAUUUCAGUCUUCAGUUCUGAUCUAAGGGAUUUUACCUUCAGUAGAGAGCAUCUUUCAUUCAUUAAGAUACCAAAGUGAUUAAGAGAUUACCUAUCAGCAGGCAUAACUCCAUCCAUCACUCAAACACAGCAAAGCAGCUGUUCAUCAUUACACAUAAAUUUUACCCAGAAGCUUGGAACAGGCAUAAAACUAGAAAAUUAUACUCAGUUGAUAAUGCAAAAGAAAUUUAAAAAGAAAGUAACUCCACCCACAGGACUCCAGUACAUACUUCCUCGUUCUUGCAAAAUGCUGCUAGAAUUAUUCUUAAUCACAAGGAAUUAAAAGCUAAUACUCUUGAUUUAAGUCUGAAUUGAUUCCUGUGUCUCUGUUCAUCUAGUGAUCCCACAGAAAAUGAUGAUGUGCUCCUAGCUGAGCAAAUAUGAGAUCAUUUUAGUUCAGCUCGGAGAAGAAGAGACAUAAGCUAAGUCACAUUCCCUUGUGUUUGCUGUGUGCCUGUGUGAGCAUAGUUACAGCAGCUCAGCACAUGUGCAAUGAUUUACCAAACUUCAGCCACGCGAUUGUAAGGCUGAGGCCUAUGUUUAAUUCAUGGAAGGCUAAGACUGACUGAUUCUCUACAGUCUGACAUGGAGGAUUAAUUCUAUAGAUAAGAGAACCCAGUGCAUCCAUUGACAUCUAGGAAAAGUGCUGCCAAAUCCCAGUGCUAGCGUUCAGUACCUGGUCAGUACAAAUGCAAAAUUAUAGAGGAGGCAAAAGGUAUUUGUGAAAUACAUUGAAGUUAUACAACCGUGCAGAUGUGGAGCAGGGACACCUGGUUUUGGGCAUGUGAUUACAUACAACUGAGUUACAGUGACUUACUAAGUUAGCACUCCUGACACACCAUUGGCAGCAUAGUUUCUCUUGAGUUGCCACAAUGGCAACCUAGACUUAUUAGUUUAGCUGGAGGCACUUGAUCUCACUUUGGGGUAAGCCAGGAACAUGUGCAUGGGCCACAGCACCUUAACUUGCAAGCACCAGCUUUUUAAAUUGCUACUGAUGGUGUUACAGACACAUUCUCAGUCCCUGGAGAAGUAGGCAGGUGUGGGGGAAUUAAGUCAUUACAGCCCAAAGGUCAAGUGGCUGAAAAUACAGUCUACACCUUAAAAUAUUUAGUGUUUUGCCACUAGACUAAAAUUACAAACUGAAAACAUUCUUUUUUUUUUUCACAGUAAUAUAAAUUUCUUAGGAAAACUGAACAAAAUAUAUCCUUAAGCUAAUUAUUAUGAACUCAAACCAGCUGUAACUGUUUCAGUUAAAGCAUCUGCCCUUCUUGAGAAAGAAAGGUCCAUUUCCAGCAUUUAAAGGAAAAAAUGUACAUUAUUUCAAUGAAUUAUAUGGCUUGCUCACCGCUAGUUGUGAGUACUACAGAAAUCUAAUAAUAUAAAGAUACAAAGACAAUUCUGUAUGCACAUACUGACUCUAUACAUAUCAUAAAUGCAAUCAUAGUACUCAUGAAAUAAGUUGCACUUAUUACAGUUUAUUGCCCACAGUAUAUUUGUUCUCCCACUACUCUACCUUCUUUAGCAAUGAGCAUAAUAUUCCAAAGCUCUAAGAGAGCAGCUUCCCACAGCUAUUUUAGAAGCUGCAGACAGACUGGCAAUGUUUUGUUUUGUUCCCUCGUUCCAAAUGUUGAACACAGACAGCUUCUACCUGCUGACCCAAAGAAGAGAGAAAAGAAGAGCAUCAGACAUAUCAAGACCUCAUCUCUUCAGGAGUGGAAAUAGGAAUGUUGUGCUGUCAGAGAAGAUGAUACCUCUCACACAGCACUUGCUCUGAGCUUCAUGAGAUCCCAAGACAUCAGACUCUAAACUACAAGGUGACUGCACAGAAAAAAAAUAAAGAAGCAGAAGCUAUUCUGAGUUGUGCCAAGAGCUGUUUUGAAUGUCUCAGAUCCUGAAAUGUGAAUAGUUGGUGUAAAAGACCCUAAAUGCUUUGACUUUAGAGGCAAAGGGCUAUGAAGGUUAAAACGGUGAUAAACCAGUAUAUAUUGUACAAAAUUCUAAACCAGAUCAGUUUCUGUAAGUUAUCUUGAAUCUUAUCUCUGAGUACUCAUCUUCUCCAUAUUUUAGUUGAUAGGGAUCUUGCAUCACAAUGGGGAGCCAUGUAUGUUCUAUAUAUAAUAUAGAAAGGAUUGUUAUAUCAGGACUGCAGUUUUAAACUGUUGCUUCUUGGUGUAAGUUUCUUCGGGUUCCUGUUUACUACUGGAGUAGAUGAAAGUCCCACAGGUGUUAGCCAUGGGAGGAAAUAGAAGACAUUUUUAGAAAGUACAAUAUUGAGGGAAAAUAAAAAAGGCUGACAAGUGCCGUCUAAUAUUGCAUAGUACAAGAAAACAAAGUAGAAGGAAACUGCUAAAAAGUACAAUGUCAUAUUGCAAGGUUUCUGAACAAAUUGUAUAAAACUCAGAAAUCAUGUAUAUGUGUUUGUAAUACUGAAUUUCUACCAAAUGUCUUAUUUGAAUAAAAAUAAGUGUAAGUGCAUGA